Molecule: messenger RNA, 2286 nt
Organism: Leptidea sinapis
Lineage: Eukaryota; Metazoa; Arthropoda; Insecta; Lepidoptera; Pieridae
Exons: 1
Coding region: 23-1942 (639 amino acids)
Cellular component (GO): chitin-based extracellular matrix
Molecular function (GO): structural constituent of chitin-based larval cuticle
Source: RefSeq, a predicted model, not a curated record
UGGCUGCCUUUAUCAAACCGAAAUGAUCCCAUUAAUAUUCUUUGUUUGCCUUACAACCUGUUCAGCGGUAUCUACUACCGAUUCGCAACAAAAUGAAACAACAACAGAAUCGGCGACAACAACAAAAGAAAUCCUUAAGGCUAGUGAAACUGGUGAUCCAACAAAAUUGGAAAUAGUAAAGCAAAUACGUCGUCUUAACGAUGAUGGGUCUUACACUAUAGGCUAUGAAGCAAAUGACGGAACUUUUAAAAUUGAAAGCAGAGAUGUACGAGGUAACGUGAAAGGUACAUUUGGAUAUGUUGACGAGGAUGGUGAGAUCAAACGUGUCACAUACAGCUCUAAUGGUGAAAGUACACCUAUUCCAGUCUCAACUACAUCUACAAUGAGUACACCUAUGAUGGUAGUGAGGGUGAAUAAAACUGUGUCUACAACCAGAAGACCAACAACAAUAGUUUAUCCGACUAGAAGUAGUGCUACUACACGAGGGACAGUUAUUCAAGCGAUACCAAGGAGAAGACCGGUGUCCAGUUCCACUAGAGCAACAUCAUCUGACCCAAUAACUGAAACAGAUAGAAUUGAUGAAACAACAACAAAUAGUCUAUUUAAUUUAAAAGAAGAACGUGUAAAAACGAGGACACAAUUAUCAAAGCCAAUAUCAGCGACAAUUACCAAUGAUCUCAUAGCUAAAUCUACAACUAGCAAGCCACCGCAAACUGUGAAACCAGUGUAUGAAGAAGUAACAGAAAAGGAGUUAGAUGUGACCAAAACUAAUGGUAUACGUCGCCAGCUGUCAGGUACAAAUUACAACCAUCACAUGGUUAAUCUACAGCAAUCAAUGGGGGAUGAUUCCACUGAUGUCUAUGGAGGCCAUAUGUCUCAUGGAACCGUACGACCUCUAUUCACAACAACACCUCGAUCUCGACUGCUACCCGUACAUUCCCUGAUAAACUCUAGACAACGAUCACAACAGUAUCAAGACAUACAACAUAAUGAGGAAACCGCAGAAACAAGCACCGGUAGAAUAUACGAUCAACAGAACAUUGUAACGUCAAGUCCAAGACAAGUUGUUCACAUACCAGAUCAUAGAGAACAAGAAAGAUAUUAUAAUCAACCUAUUUAUCAACGGCCACCUGCAGCAGUAAAUUUCCGAACUGAUGAAUAUUUGCGAGACAACCCUGGUGCUCCAAUACCGAUUGGAAACCAGCGGCCCUUUCUCCAGUACGAGUACCAGGACAAAGUACUGGACUCACAGGUGUUGAAAGACCAACAAAAAGUUCAUGAUCAUGUGCAAUACGAUGUAAGGCCUGUCACACGAGUAAUACCAGUAGAUGACAGAGGCGUGCCCAUUCAAGGAUAUAAAACACGAUACGUAAAUUCAUAUCGCCCUCCACUGCAACGAUACGACCCGUAUGAGGAAAUGCAAUCAAUAACAGCCCCUGUCAGCACAAGAGAUUUCCGACGCUUGCUUCAAAUUUUGAUACUCCGACAAAAUCGAUUGCAAAGCUUGAUGGAUCAGCUGAUGCCGACCCCGUACCAUCCCAAUCAACCCUACCGACGAGAAGAAUACCAACCUAGAUAUUACCAAGAAGAAGACCGGUAUGAGUAUAGACGUGAGCCACAAUAUCGGCAAAGAGAUGAAGUCUAUUCAAAUCAGAACUAUGACCAAUACGAGAGCAAUAGAUACGUACCACGAAGAAGAAGUUACAGGCCGUAUGAUUCAAUAACAUCAGCUACAAAUAAUAUCGACGAACCAGAUGAAUAUCUUCCAGUAGAAGUCAGGGAAGCGUUGCUUUUGAAGAUGUUGAUUCUCGCAAUAAGUCCGGAUUACAUGCCAACACCUGCGCCUGCUACGGAGCUGACGACGGCAGCGCCGACGAGGAAGCAGGUGAGAAAUGUCCAAAUACUUGGAGAAGAGCCUACCACGAAUACAGCGAAACCUUAGAUAGCAUCAUUUUGUAUUUACACUAUGAUUGGAAUAAAACUGUUUUAAAUGCAUUAUUACAUACAGCAAUUUAAAAGUCCCUUAGUUUCAACAAAUGAACAGCAUUUAUAAGGAACAAUGAUAUUUUGUUCCCCUAUAUCUUGCGAUAAAACACUAAGUUUUGACAUCAACGACUUUACCCAUUCUUGUGCAGAUAUUAUUUAUCAUUGAUAUAUUCAGAUAAUUUGUUAAAAUAUUUUUAUUUCAAUGGCGUAUGGUGUAAUUUACAUAUAUAUUAAUUAAAUAUUAAUUGAUCUUGUCCUUGUAAAUAUACGAUAGAUAUUUUAUUACAGAAUUUUGACAUA